AUGGCUGCGCCCAAUCGUCCCCGCGUCUUCCUCGAGAUCAGUAUCGGCAACGAACCUGCAGGCCGCUUGACCAUCGAGCUCUUUGCUGACCAGACUCCAAAGACAUGUGAAAACUUCCGCGCUCUCUGCGUUGGCUCGCAACCGAAACUCAACUAUGCGCUCAGUCCCUUCCACCGUAUCAUCGACGACUUUAUGGUCCAAGGCGGAGACAUCACCCGCGGCGAUGGCACAGGCGGCGACAGCAUCUACGGCGGUGACUUUGAAGACGAGAAUCUAGGCUGGCGCGACAUGGACGCUGCUGGCUUGGUGUGCAUGGCCAACCGUGGAAAGGCCACCAACAGUAGUCAAUUCUUCAUAACCCUCGACGAAUGCCCCCAUCUCAACAACAAACACACAAUCUUCGGACGCUUGGUCGCUGGAGAAGACACGCUCGCUCGUAUGGCCAAGGUCCAGGUUGACAAGGACGAUAGACCUUUCGAACCUGUCUUGAUCGCUCGUUGCGGAGAGCUU
Molecule: messenger RNA, 510 nt
Organism: Aureobasidium namibiae CBS 147.97
Lineage: Eukaryota; Fungi; Ascomycota; Dothideomycetes; Dothideales; Saccotheciaceae
Exons: 2
Biological process (GO): protein peptidyl-prolyl isomerization; protein folding
Molecular function (GO): peptidyl-prolyl cis-trans isomerase activity
Source: RefSeq, a predicted model, not a curated record